Cervus elaphus (red deer) is the source of this 8493-nucleotide messenger RNA. RefSeq names its product chondroitin sulfate N-acetylgalactosaminyltransferase 1 (gene CSGALNACT1). The record is from RefSeq and is a predicted model, not a curated record. Gene Ontology annotation, molecular function: glucuronosyl-N-acetylgalactosaminyl-proteoglycan 4-beta-N-acetylgalactosaminyltransferase activity. Gene Ontology annotation, cellular component: Golgi cisterna membrane. The transcript is spliced from 10 exons. The coding region runs from base 601 to 1980 and encodes 459 amino acids. Lineage: Eukaryota; Metazoa; Chordata; Mammalia; Artiodactyla; Cervidae.
GUUUUGUAACAUUUCUUCCUUCCCUACGACCGACCAUUAGAAAAAAGUGGCGGCGCGGCGCGCGGUCCCCCCGACCCCACCUGAACCGCGGCUUCGCUGCGGACGCAGCGCCCAGGCCCCGGCGGCUUCAGGAGCCAGCGGGCACCCUUCCUCCCCGCGAGAUUCCUUUCCAUUUCAAGGAGGAAAGUCAAGAUAUUUUUACUCAGUGGAAGAAUGAUGUAGUUUCAUCCUAACCUUCUUUUCUUAUGCUUCCAGAGUGGCUCAUUCUUGGUCUCCACGCUGAACUUCUUCAGGGGGUGUCGAAGGUCAGGAGCUGCAGCAUGUGAUCUAAUCCUUCUAGAGAUCCCCUCUGGAAGGUUACGAUGGGAAUGAGCCUGACCACUUGGACGGUUUCCCCGACUUGUUGCCUCUGCCCGCAAGUUCGUCCUUCAGAAGUCAGGAAAGUGCUGCUCGUGGUGGUGGCCUCCCAGGAGCAAGGCGUGGCGGUGUAGACAGGAAUGGAUGAGAGCGACUCGGGGGCCCUCGGACGCGUGCUCCCGGAGGUCUAGUCUGGGGACGCCCCUCGCGGGCCACGGCCGCAUGGCCGACUCCUGAGCCAGGAUGCUGCGCCGGGGGCUGCUCGCCUGGGCCUCCCGCGUGGUGGUCUUGCUUGUGCUCCUCUGCUGCGCGGUGUCCGUCCUGUACAUGCUGGCCUGCACUCCGCGGGGCGACGACGAGCGGCUGGGGCUGCCCCGGGCCAACGGCCCCACGGGCAGGGCCGGGUCCCAGGCGGCGGAGCUCGGCUGGGAGGAGCGCCACCGCGACCACGUCGGGAGCCUCAAGAGGCAGAUCGCGCAGCUGCAGGACGAGCUGCAGGAACGCAGCGAGCAGCUGAGGGCCGCGCAGCAGCUGGCCGGGGAGCCCGCGGGGGCGCCGGGCAGGGCCCAGGCCGACCUGCUGGCCUUCCUGCGCUCGCAGGUGGACAGGGCGGAGGUGCACGCCGGCGUCAAGCAGGCCACCGAGUACGCCGCCGUGCCCUUCGACAGCUUCACGCUGCACAAGGUGUACCAGCUGGAGACCGGCCUCACCCGCCACCCCGAGGAGAAGCCGGUGCGCAAGGACAAGCGGGACGAGCUGGUGGAGGCCAUCCAGUCGGCCGUGGAGGCCCUCAACAGCCCCGCCGAGAGCAGCCCCGACCAGCGGCCCUACACGGCGUCGGACUUCAUCGAAGGCAUCUACCGCACGGAGCGGGAUAAAGGCACUCUGUACGAGCUCACGUUCCGAGGGGGCCACAAGCACGAUUUCCGGCGCCUGGUCUUGUUCCGGCCCUUCGGCCCCAUCAUGAAGGUGAAGAAGGAGCAGCUGAACAUGGCCGGCACGCUGGUGAACGUCAUCGUGCCGCUGGCCAGGAGGGUGGACAAGUUCCGGCAGUUCAUGCAGAACUUCAGGGAGAUAUGCAUCCAACAGGACGGGAGGGUUCAUCUCACUGUCGUUUACUUUGGCAAAGAAGAAAUGGAUGAGGUCAAAGGAAUACUUGAGAACACUUCCAGGCUGGGCGGGCCCCACAGAGCGUGGACGGUGAGACUGUUGAGAGCAGAGACCUGCUGCAGCUCCGAGAGGAAGCUGGGCCCCAGGGUGGGGGAAGAACAGGUGGAGAGUCAGGCAUCUCUCAAGGGUCGAACCGUCCUGGAAACGGACCAGAGCCGCCAACUUCAGGAACUUCACCUUCAUCCAGCUGAGCGGGGAGUUCUCUCGGGGGAAGGGGCUGGAUGUGGGUGCCCGCUCCUGGAAGGGCAGCAACGUGCUGCUCUUCUUCUGCGACGUGGACAUCUACUUCACCUCCGACUUCCUCAACACCUGCAGGCUGAACACGCAGCCAGGGAAGAAGGUGUUUUAUCCCGUCCUUUUCAGUCAGUACAAUCCUGGCAUAAUAUACGGCCAUCACGACGCAAUCCCUGCCUUGGAGCAGCAGCUGGGCCGAGAAUGGAAGCCGCCCUGUGACCCCGAGGAAUGCUGGAGUCCCUAGUGCUUCCCUGCAGCAGGAAAGGGAACUGAUUUCACUGAACAUGUGUUCUAAGGAAUUCUUUUGGAAAGCCGAUUCUGUGUUGAAGCUUUCAGAUGUAGGAAAACCUGUUGUCUCCCGUCCCCGCGCCCCCCAUCCUGGGUCCCCUUCCUGUUCUUCUCUGGCAGCUGAUAUAUAAUGACCUUUUCCAGAAAGUUGCAGCUUGGGCUGCUGCAGGCUAGACAAGGGUGAUUCUGCACCCCAUCCUAGUUGGAGCCUGACCAUCAUCCUCUCUUCCCCCCGGGAAGUUUUAAUAUCUCAGCUUCUUUGUCCGACUCUGCGUGCUGUGUGCAUAUGCAGGUGCUUCACACAUCAACACUAAGAGUUCUUCACUCCCCAAGAACCAGUGUUUACCUACUUAGGGGUGAUAACCGCGCCUGUUGAGACAGAGAAAUUUCACAUUUCCUCUCCAUAGAGUUCUUAGCUUCUCAUAAGGGCUCAAGUGGGAAUCGAAUUAUGGGUUUAUUUUCUUUCAACCAUUCAGAAUAAAAGUUCCUCUGAUUUUAAACAAAGUGCAGCUUUACAUUUGACGUUGAAUGGGCUUCAUGGUUCAGCUUCAAAUCAAGGCCUUACUUGCUUGCAGGGAAUUCAUUUCAAUGAACAGUUUAAAAGUUUCAUCCUUUUGUUGCGGUUCCUGUGGGGAAGCCGGAGGAUCUGGUCAAACCAGUUUCUCGAAUCCUUAGAAUCAGUAGUCAAGUCAGAAGCAGAACCCAGACUGCUGUGUCCACAGCUCCGAGGCCUCUGAGCUCUGCUGCAACCUUGACCACUCACCUCCAAGUACCCCUGAGACCUUCACUUCUUUCUCCUAGACUCGACCAGGGUCACACAGCCAGCUAGAACUCAGGUCAAUACCAGGAUUCACUUACCUAGUGUGGUGGAAACAGUAUUGCUCAGGAUCUAGGUGAGAACAGAAAUACAAGGGAAAUGUCAGAGGAGAACAUCCAACCCCAGAAGUUAAUACGGUGGAGAGAGGACGUGUGGGUGCAGAGAGGGGGUAAAAUAAAAGGUGAAGAUUGGAGGUGGGUGAAUUAGGAAAGGCUUCCUGCCAGGGGUUCAUUUUGGCUCAGUCUUGAAACAUCCGACACAUACAUAUUAAUAAAUUAUUGAGAGCCUUCGCUGGAACAUGUCAGUAUCAAGGGGAAGGCAAAGCUCAGAUGCAGAACUCGGCUGUGACAGGUGACGGCCAUGUUCAGAUAAGAGGCAGGCUUUGCCAGCAGCCCUGCUGAUGUGACCUGGGUACCAGUUAUCACUACUGGCUAUUGCCUCUGACGUUUGAUACCAUCUGCCUGCAGACAAAGGCGAGAAACCAAAUUUAAGGGGACUUCUUUUGCAUUCAGGUUACUUCUUUCUGUACAUUUGAGUACAGUUAGUAAUCAGCAUUAAGUGAAAUCAUGGGAUUUCAUACUAUUGUUGGACCUAUUGAGUUUUAAACCUGAGAUGAGCCUUGCUGAUGUUUUAGUGUAGAAACAACCUUCCAAGAAAGGAAUAACCCUAAUUUAAACAAUUGCUAAUUUCAGACUUCCCCUUUGCUGGUUUGAGCCUUGUCAGUUCCUGCUGAGGCCCCCUGGCAAGAAGCUGUCAGGAAUCAUCUCUCCUUAUGCUCCAGUCUCUCUGUCACCUUAGGCCAGAGAUGCGAUUCCAAAACACAGAUUAAUUCUGUUAAAAAAAAAUUUUUCUUUUGAGGACUUUGCUGAUGGUCCAGUGGUUAAGAUUCUGCAUUUCCAAUGAAGGGGACAUGGGUUCGACCCCUGGUCGGGGAACUAAAAUACCACAUGCCAUGUGGUGUGCUCCAAAUGAAGUGUUUAAAGCCCCGUCUAUGAAGGGAGAAGGAGCUGCCUGUCUUCCAGACGUCAGUCUUCCCACGGGGCCUGGUUUGGGCGCCCUCUGACGUCUCGGAACAGAGCUGAGGAGAGAUUUCCUUGCUGGUCCCAGCCACACCAGCACAGCCCAGACCCCUGAUUCCUUUGGGGAUGAACUGCCCUCCACAAUCUGACCCUCAGACUGAUCACAGAGGAGUUGUCUGCAGACCCUGGCACCUGGGUGUGACCCUGGGUCAGACUUCCCCACUGCAGACCCUGGCAUCUGGGUGUGCCCGCUGCUCUGCCAGGCGGGCAGCCCUGCCCGGGGUCUCCCAAGCUGCCCACCCCCCCCAGGGCCAUCUCCUCUCCAAUGCUGAGGCCACGAUGCCUGGCCGCCCCCUCUGCCACGUGGUCCUGCCCCCCACUGCCUGACGAGUGGUCAGCGUGCGCCUGGUAUGCAGGCCUGGCCCCAGCUCUCUCUGCUUAGACCCUUCUCUCUCCUUUCGUCCAAAGAGGACUUUGCCACUGGUCCGAAUUUCAGUUUAAACUUCUAAGAACUGAUAACUGGGCCUGGGCCAUCCUCUUGGUCUGUUUCUGUUUGUUCCACUAGCAGAGUCUCCCUGAGAACCGAGAGUCCCAUUAACACGUGCUGUGUCCGUGGCCUUGGGCAGCUGGCAUUCUCUGCCUGCGUGGUCCGUGAAAAGGACUGUCCUGCUCACAUCACAGGGAGAACCGUGCGGCUCAGGGGCGGGUGUCACUUGUUCAGAAGCCUCCAUGCUGGGGGGCAGGUCGGGGACUCCCUGACUGCAGCAGCGGAGGUGGGGGCGUGUUCUCGGUUCCACGUGCUUCCAGGGGGCAGAGAGUCUGACUUUGGGUCACAGGCUCCCAGGACUGAGCCCUGAUCCAGCACAAAGUCCUUCAGAAGAGACUUCAUUUUUUAACGCAGAUAAAAGGAGACUAAUGGAAAAGGGUGAGUUAGUGCAAGUCUUGGAGCAGGUGGCAGCUGAGUCCAUUCUUAAACCCAUUCUUUGAAAGCCGUGGCUUGCGAAAUGCCUUCCUUCUCGAGAAAUGGUCACCGUCACGGCCACGCUGGUGCUGAUUGGGGCUCGGGCCCGACUGGCUGAGUGAGUGACGGUGGGUGAGUCAUUCCGUCGCCCAGCCUGAGGCCCGUGCGCACGCUUGUGCCGCCUUGGGGCCCGGACCCCCAGGGGUCUAUGGCGGGGUAAGGGGCAGCUUGGCUCUGGGACCCACAGACCAGGGUGUCUGCCACUUACUGUGUGAUGCCCGGCCUGGGGCAGGCCCUUCCCAGAAGGUGUUUAUGGAGGACCCCAGGACAUCACCGGAGCAUCUCGCCAGGGGAGAGGCAGGCCUGCAAACCCCGGGCAUGUGGGGUUUCUGGUGACGUGAGGCCAGCCAGAUGCAGCCUUGGUUCCUGGGAGCCUGUCUCUGACUUGGAGGAAAUAUUCUGCCUGAGUAUUUGUAGUUUAGUUUACCUUCUGACCCAGAGUGCUUCCUGCGGGACUGCGGGGAGCCGCCUUCUUGCAUCUGUGGGGAGAGGCUGAUUUGUGCUUGGUGUUCGGUUCUGAUUGGAAGUCAUCACUCCUGUUGGUGACCGCCGUCCCGCGGGGUGUGGCCAGCACGGGCAGUGCCUGCUGGGCUCAGGGCAUGGAGACGGGCCCGGCGGAGGGGCAGGCGGCCUUGUGAUGAGCAGGGCGCUGGAAACGGGUGAAAUCCAGGCCUUGUGACGAGCAGGGUGCUGGAAAUGGGUGAAAUCCAGGCCUUGUGACGAGCGGGGCGCUGGAAAUGGGUGCGAUCCCGGCCGGGCAAUGCUGCCCUUACGGCAUCACCGUGGUCUGCGGUCUCCUCCUCCUCUGACGCGGUAGAUGUUGCCCAUGUGUGUCACUCCCCUGUCCGGGAGUCGGGGGCAGAGGUUCUAAGAAGCUGAGCCAUCUGCUUGGAGCCUAGGAAGGCGAGAGUCCUUCUCUGUGGGCCCAGAGCCCACGGAUCUGGGGGUCUCCUCGGUGGACGCCUAGGCCUUGGGCCGAGCUCCUCGGGGCUAAGCGUUCCCCACCCGAGCUGCGUCCGUCUCCGGGGGCCGGGCGCUCUCCUUCUCUGCCAGAGGAGUGACGGAGGGCCGGCACCUGUGCUCGGUGGUCCCGGGGCUGCAGGUCUCGCCGUGAAGGAGACCCAGAGCCUGUGUUCACCAGGUGGUGGGUGGGUGUGGACGGCAGGCAGAAACAGCCCAUCAGCAGGAGAGCUUCCGGGAGCCCUGGUGUUUCAGGGAAACCGUAAACCGGCCGGCAGGACGUGAGGUGGGAGCUGACACUGGCGGGGGGUCAGGGUGACCGCUCUCAGCGGAGUCCUCGUGGUGGGCGACCCUGGCCGGGUGGCGUCCAGCAGGUGCCUGGCCUUUGGAGGCCUGUGAGCCUGGCACAUCCGCGGGGACCCGAGACAGGCAGGGCAGGCAGGAGCAGCUUACCCGGGGCCUCUGGAGGCCCCGGAGGUUCCCCGCGGGUUUUAUUCUGAUUGCCUUGUGGCGGAGGGAGCUCACCCACUGCAGGGCUUGGAUGGGGCCAGACUGUGGUCUGAUGCACACUUGAGGCCCCUCAGGCUCCAGCUGAAGCGCAUGGACUCUGCCAGCCUGCCUCUCUUGCCCCCGACGGCACCUGCCGAGGGCACCCCCAGGUCCGUUCCCACGAAGGGCUGAAUGUCCACGUGCUCUUCCAAGACCGGCUUUCUGUGGCCUGCGGGCUUCGGAGCCCGCGUUGAGAAGUGUUUGUGUAGCUCAUUCCCUGCCCAUGGUCACCCUCCUCUGUCUCACUGUCCCCAGGCGAGCGCCAUACCUUGCCGGGCUCUGCGUCCACUCAGCGGGCCCUGGCUGGCCACCUCCAUAACCCCUCUUGUCUUUCUUCCCCAGCGUUGGCCCUCGUUUUUCCCGUUUGGGGCCUUCUCUCAAAUUCCAGGGAGACCUCCGCCACACGUUUGAAGUUGGGGUGCUGGCGUGGCUCUCUGACGGCAUUUUUACCCAGGCCUUGUCCUGACCGCCAGAAGGGACAGGAGCCAUCAGCUGCGGAAGAAGCAGUGUCCUCGCCACCGCUGGGAUGGAGCAGAAGCCAUUUCUAAAAAGGGACUCAGUGCAGAUUUUCCUAGGCUUUCCUGCCCUGUGAAAUCGCUCCAGCUGAUACUAAUGAAACUGUUGCUGGGGGCUUAUCCUGCAGCAAGCCUUUGUUCUGGAGUUGAGCUGGGAGGACACAGGCUCCCUACUGGCCCGUCUUCUCCUUGGUCUGCUUCGUGCCAGGCGGAGAGCCGAUGACCUCUGUGUGUGUAACUGCAGAGGAAUAAGGUGGUCUCAUUGGUUGCAGAGUAAAGGGAAGGUUAGGUCCCUCACCGCUUCUGCAGGCCAUUUGUUGAGUGUAGUUUUAGCCUGUGGAGUGGAUAGAGUGGAGUUUCCCUGGUGGCUCAACAGUACAGAAUCCGCCUGCAAUGCAGGAGUCCCAGGACACGCGUGUUUGAUCCUGGGCUUGGAAGAUCCCCUGGAGGAGGGCAUCGCAACCCACUCCAGUAUUCUUCUGGAGAAUCCCAUGGACAGAGGAGCCUGGUGGGCCACAGUCCACGGGGUCACAAAGAGUUGGACAUGACUUGAAGCAACGCUGCACUCACCCAUGAAUAGAGUGAGCCCUCAGGAAGGUGGGCGCGGUAGGGGGUGAGUGUUUGGGUGCUGGGCUGGACGAGCCGUCAGGGUGACUCGGCUCAAUGUCCUCUUUAAAGAAGAGGAAGCAGAGGGACCGGGGGGCCUGCCUGAGGCAGACGUGCCGGCCGGCGGGCUUGUGGGUCAGGACUUGCCAUUUCCAGUUAGCCGGGAGCCAGGCCCGGCAUCCCAGGUGGAGACCGCAGGCAGGAGGGGGCCCUGCUGGGGGGCCUCCUUUCCUCCCAGCACCUACGAGAGCUUCCAGAAUGAACCCGGAAAAAUAACCAGUACGGUCACAAAUCUGUUUCCAGGUUUACUGCAGCCGUACAUAUAUAAGUAACAAAAAACACCUUUGAAGUCUUGCUGCUCCAGCAAAUGUGUUGGAAAUGGACUUCUGAAGUGAGACAUGCGCAGGGCCAGGCCUGGCUUUUCACAGUUGCCUUCAGGCGGAGGGGACACCCCCCCCCCCCAGCUACUUAGACUGGGGGAGCAGAUGGUGCUAAAGCAGUCCGUGGAUGAGUGGACAGAGCGUGUCCCCAGGACCUGGCCUCACCGCGUCCUCGUCCUGGGCCAGCACUGCUGACUCGGGCUUUCUUUUCAUCCCUCGAGGGUGUCCUGUUCGCACCCUGGGCCAGGAUGGCUGAGUUCCAGGUCAUUCUCUCUCCUUCUUUCAAACAUCCCCAGCCCAAUGCCAGGCCGGACGCAUAGACGGCUUUUCCAUGGUGCUGCCCCAAAUCGGCCCUCCCCACUGGUCUCUGAGUGUGAGUGUGUGUGUGUGUGUGUGUGUGUGUGCAAGCCUACACCUAGAAACGCCCCAGCCAGAGGUGCCAGAUGUCACCGGGCCUGUUGAGGACAGGCGGCGGUUUGCUGUGCCCGGUCGUCCGCGCCCCCACCAGGGUUGGCUGUGUCAGCGACGCCCCCUCCAUGUCCACUCCCAUCUCCCUCCGUCCAGUGAUGGCGCUCUC